Daldinia decipiens is the source of this 2789-nucleotide messenger RNA. RefSeq names its product WD40 repeat-like protein. The coding region runs from base 478 to 2196 and encodes 572 amino acids. The transcript is spliced from 2 exons. The record is from RefSeq and is a predicted model, not a curated record. Gene Ontology annotation, cellular component: mRNA cleavage and polyadenylation specificity factor complex. Gene Ontology annotation, molecular function: protein binding. NCBI's taxonomy places the organism in Eukaryota, Fungi, Ascomycota, Sordariomycetes, Xylariales, Hypoxylaceae.
AUUGUUCGCGUCCUUAGGUCCUUAGGUCCUUAGGUAGUCCCUUUCAUCCCAAGCUCACCCAAGCUCACCCAAUCAUCAAUAAUUUUAAUCGACCACGACACAUACCUCUAAAUACCGAGUCCAGUUAAUCUGUUCUUAAUAUUUGAUUUCCUACACGAAUGUAGCUAUAGCCGACUAUGGCAUACGAUCCCCGUGGCGAUCAUGGCGCGCCGGGCGGAGGUCAUGAAGCUGGCAACUUUUCAAGGGCUAGAGGUCGACGUGAGUAUUUUGAUAGUAGAUUACGAUUCCUCUCAAGCCAUGGGUGUCCCUCGUUUGAGGCGUUUCAUAUUUGAUGACCUCUGUUAAGGCUUAAAUGGGUGUUUGAUUUGACUCUCCGACACGUCUUUUGAGCCUACUCAUUUUCAUCUAUGUCCAUUGGUGUAUUAAUGCUUUGCCGUAGGCCCUGUCACCGAUUAUGGCUCUACAGUUGCCCAUUGGAUGCGCAAUCGCCAGCCGCGAUUCAAAGGCGCCUUUAGAGGCGAGGUUGAACGGCCUAGUGCUAGCUACAUCGUCGACAUGCUCCCACCCCUGGCAAGAGUUACUAAUCCCGCCGACUCUGUCCCUACAAAACAUCUUCAUUCAUCGUUGAAUAAAAUUAAACACCCAGUCAAUGUUGUACGAUGGACUCCGGAAGGCCGUCGAUUAUUAACUGCCUCAAGCAGUGGCGAGUUUACGCUAUGGAACGGUACUGGAUUCAACUUUGAGACCAUCAUGCAAGCUCACGAUGUUGCUAUCCGGGCCUUAGCUUACUCGCAUAGUGACGACUGGUUAAUAUCAGCUGAUCACGACGGUAUUAUCAAGUACUGGCAGCCUAAUUUUAACAACGUGCAAGUGAUCCAGGGCCAUCACGACCCUAUUCGAGAUCUUGCUUUCAGCCCUAACGAUUCCAAAUUUGUUACGGCAUCUGAUGACUCCUCUCUCAAGAUCUUUGAUUUUGCUGGUGGUGUUGCCGAGUCAACACUACAAGGCCAUGGCUGGGACGCUAAAAGUUGCGACUGGCAUCCUACAAAAGGACUGAUCGUUUCGGGAUCAAAGGACCAUCUAGUCAAGCUCUGGGACCCCAGAACCCAGCGUUGCCUGACCACUCUCCAUGGCCAUAAGAAUACCAUUACUAAGACAUCAUUCGAGCGUGUCAUGGGCUGGUGUCUUGCGACUUCAGCGCGAGACCAAACAGCGAGAAUAUUUGAUAUACGAAUGAUGCGAGAUAUCUGUCUUCUUAGAGGUCACGAGAAAGAUAUUUCAACGCUUGCUUGGCAUCCAAUUCACUCGAAUCUACUCAGCACCGGAGGUAACGAAGGUUCUUUAUUCCAUUAUAUACUAGAUGAACCGAACACCCCGGCGGGGCAGGCCAUCAGCACGGCAGUUUACGAGAGCCCAGAUCCGUUGACAGCACCUGCGCAGUCCAUAUAUCCAAUGCACAAGGUCCCCUAUGCUCAUGACUUCGCAAUCUGGUCCCUUGACUGGCAUCCUCUCGGCCACAUCUUAGCUUCGGGCUCAAACGAUCGUAUCACUCGGUUCUGGUCUCGUGCUCGGCCUGGCGAGACAGAUAUCUUUCAAGAUAGAUAUCAUAUCGGCGAGACAGCUGCGGAAGCUCAAGGAACUUGGGAUCGACGCGGCGGUCGUCGUCAACGUCAAGAGGAAGAAGAACAGGAGCUUGAGGAUGAAGCAGAAGGUUUGGUUGAUCAGAAGAUGCCGCUUAGGCAGCCGGCAUCUGCUUUCCCAGGUCUUCCCGGUCUCUCUUUGCCAGCUAACGGAAUUCCACCUCCGCCUCCUCAAAUCCCCGGAGUCGGUGCUAUGUCUGCGCCAACUACAGUACCACCUCUACCGUUCCCAAUCCCUGGCGCGGUUGGUGCUCCACCUCCACCGCUCCCGGGUGGUUUGGAUCCGAAUAACCCAGCCGACUUUGCCAAGAUAGCGGAGAUGAUGCAAAAAGCCGGCUUACCUCCUCCCCCACCUCCCAACAUGCUCCCACCGGGUUUAUUUCCGCCUCCGAAUUUCCCAAUGCCACCCGGGUUUCCGCCCCCUCCACCUUUUUCACAGGCAAGUGUUGAUAUGCAAGGUACCGAUAGCAAUGGUCGGAGAAGAGCACCCCUCCCUAGUCAGGAAGAAAGCCUACGAAUGGAACAGAAAAAGGGGAAUUAUACUAGAGUGCGUUAGUGACCAUCGAACUCUAUCCUAACACCUUAUAAAAACCUACUUCUAUAAUUUCUACCGUGUUCAGUUGAUCAGGGCAUCCCGCUCGAGCGGGCCAGACAUUUCAUUAGUCGACAAAAGGCGACGGCCCAAUUCGACAAGUAUGGACGAGAAAGAGCUCAUUCCCAGCGGAGCGGGUAGAAGCAAAUGCAUGCAAGGAACACGGAAGGAUGGUAGGACGUCAAGCCGUUAAUCUGACCAGUUUAGAAAAGGUCAGUAUUUUAACUGAGGAGGUCGGGGUCAAUGGAUAAGGCAAUUUUCUUCUUUGUUCGAGGACGUACCGAUCUAAUGAUGUACAAUUGACAACAUUACUGCAUGUUUCGGGAGUAGAGCGUGUACGAUGAGCAUGGACGAUGCCCCUUGGCCAAAAGGGCGGAUACCCCAGGCGUUGAAGGCGUUGUUAGGGGAGUUUAGCUAGGUUGCGAAAGGAAUGGCAAUAAAUUUCAAGAUAACACAUAUCUAUAUCCAUCUGUGCCUCAUUGACAUGGCUAGGUUAGCCUAGAUGUGAUGGUAGUGCUAAUUCUAAGUCUUGGAGGUGUUCUUAUGCUCUUAUUUAU